AUGUCACAAGCUGGAAAAGAUGGUACUUUCCAACCCGUUCCUGAGGCUCAAGCCCAGAACCUCCCUGGAACGGAGAAGGCUAUGAAUCCUACUAGCGAGUCUACUAAGCUAGAGGGCAAGGGUGAAUUCGUCGAGUAUCGUGCUGCCAACAAGCUCGAGAACGCCAAAGCUCUCAUCACCGGCGGAGACUCCGGUAUUGGUCGCUCAGUAGCCGUCCUCUUCGCUCGUGAAGGUGCUGACGUGACAAUCGUCUACCUCCCCGAGGAGCAAGAAGACGCCGAAGAGACCAAGAAGAUGGUCGAGAAGGAGGGCCGCAAGUGUGUUUUGUUCGCCGGAAAUCUCAUGGACAACGAGACUUGCAAGAACGCCGUCCAGAAGCAUGUUGAUGAAUUCGGAAAGAUCGAUGUUCUGGUCAACAAUGCCGCGAAGCAGAUCAUGUGCGAGGACUUUAAGGAUAUUGAUUUGGAGAAUGUCGAGAGCACUUUCCGAAGCAACAUCCUUCAAAUCUUUGCCAUGACGAAAUAUGCUCUUCACCACAUGGAGAAGGGUGGAUCCAUCAUCAACUCAACUUCCACAGUUGCCUUCCGUGGUACCGCCGCAAUGGUCGACUACGCCUCUACAAAGGGCGCCAUCACUUCAUUCACACAAUCGCUGUCCAAGCAGCUCGUCAAGAAGGGUAUCCGAGUCAAUGCCGUCGCUCCUGGACCUGUGCACACUCCUCUCCAGCCUGCCUCGCGCCCGGCUGAGCAAAUGGAGGGAUUUGGAAAGCAGUCACAGCUGGGUCGUGUUGGACAACCAAGUGAGAUUGCACCAAGCUAUGUGUUCUUGGCUUCCAAGGACGCGACGCUCUUCUAUGGACAGGUGCUUCAUGCCUAUCCUCUUGGCGACUAA
This is a messenger RNA of Fusarium coffeatum, 891 nucleotides long. RefSeq lists its product as uncharacterized. The record is from RefSeq and is a predicted model, not a curated record. The transcript has 4 exons. Bases 1 to 891 code for a protein of 296 amino acids. Gene Ontology annotation, molecular function: oxidoreductase activity. Lineage: Eukaryota; Fungi; Ascomycota; Sordariomycetes; Hypocreales; Nectriaceae.